Messenger RNA from Clarias gariepinus (North African catfish), 1757 nucleotides. Its product is annotated as E3 ubiquitin-protein ligase Hakai. The transcript has 6 exons. Lineage: Eukaryota; Metazoa; Chordata; Actinopteri; Siluriformes; Clariidae. Gene Ontology annotation, molecular function: ubiquitin protein ligase activity. The record is from RefSeq and is a predicted model, not a curated record. Gene Ontology annotation, biological process: protein ubiquitination; regulation of cell adhesion. The coding region runs from base 35 to 1456 and encodes 473 amino acids.
ACCAGAGGGCGUCCCAGAAUGCAGAGCGCGAGACAUGGACCAAAAUGUAGACAAUGACCUUCAAGGAACUGAUGGUUCAGGGGCUUUGGGAGGGCCUGAUGUUCGCAGACGGAUACCCAUCAAGUUACUGUCCAAACAGACUCUCAGAAGCAAGCCCCCUGCCCGGCCUCAGCGGCCCACCACGAGACUGCCCUCCAGUGGACAAAAUGAUGAAGAAACAUUUACCUGUAAGCAGGAGGAGAGGUUUGAGUGCAAAUCUGGAGAUGCUUAUGGGAAACAGCGGAGAUUCCCCCACCCAUUUUUCUGGGACUUUAAGCUGAACUUGGUCGGAGAGAAAGAUGACACUCCAGUGCACUUCUGUGAUAAAUGUGGCCUGCCCAUAAAGAUAUAUGGACGAAUGAUUCCCUGUAAGCACGUAUUCUGCUAUGACUGUGCGGUUCUCUACGAGAAGAAAAGUGAUAAGACCUGUCCAGGUUUGUCCCUAUAUAGCUGCACCGAGCCAGUCCAGCGCAUCGAACAGUGCCAACGUGGAUCCCUCUACAUGUGCAGCAUUGUGCAGGGUUGCAAGCGCACCUACCUCUCUCAGCGGGACCUGCAGGCCCACAUCAACCACCGGCACAUUAGAGCGGGCAAACCUGGAGCCUCGCGGGCCGAGCCAACUCACCCAACCCCAGCUCCGACUCCGACCUUAACCUCAGAACCACCUGACCGUUUCCGCCUGCCCCCACCCCCUCACCUGCCCAAGUCCCACCCCCUGAUCCCACCGCCGCUGCAGGGUCAUGACCCCUAUGGGCAACCACCCCCCGCAUCACCUUCUCCCUCUGACCUAGGUCCGUCAUCCCGAGCCUUGCCACCGGAGACAUUUCGCAUAGCCACUGUGACCACACGCAAACACAGCAACCUCAUCACCGUGCCCAUCCAGGAUGACUCGGGCACCUCCAUUCCCUCUCCACGUGAACCCAUCCCACAGACUCCCCCAGGUCUACCCCCUCAUCACCACCCAGGACAGGUGGUGGCCCACCCUCACCACAUCAUGCCUCCACCUCAGCAGCAACAUUACGGGCCUCCACCACCACCACCCCCACUUGGCCACCCCAUGCAGGCCACAGGGGCUCCCCAUAUGGUCUACAACCAGGCACCUCCAAUGUCCACUGCGCCACCUCCCAUCACCCCUCCGCCUGGACAUAUUAUAAACCAGAUGCCCCCGUUUCUGAACCACCCGCUGUCUGCUGCUCUUCCUCAGCACGGUGCCCCUCCUGUUAAUGCCCCUCCACCUCAUCACUUUAACACUCUGCCCCAGGACCAGGGCACCUUGAGCCCGCCCUUUAACCAACCUGGCGCCCUGAGCCCAGGUUUGUGGCCCGCACCACGUGUCCCUCGCAUUCAGGGGCCCCCUCAGGGCCAGAUGCCUGGACACCACCCAGAACAGGCUCGAUAUAGACCAUACUACCAAUAGCACCUGGCCAGGAACAAUUAUAUCAGACAGUUUGAAAAUUAACAAUAUAAUCAGAAGUUCAAGUAAUUUUAAGUAAACUGUGCAUACACUCUGUGAUGACUUAUGUGAUGUUUUGUAUUCUGGUAUUUAAUGGUUUAACUGAUCUGGAAUCAAGUAAACGUUAUCUAUUGUAUGGUGGCUAAAAAAAUAGAAACAGUGAAACCUGUUAGAAGACAUUUUACGUAUUUGAACACUUUUCAUAACACGACAAUACUUUAAUCUUGUACCCACUGACUGCAAUAAAAUGCACAAACCGAAGAAA